Platichthys flesus (European flounder) is the source of this 2149-nucleotide messenger RNA. RefSeq names its product fascin actin-bundling protein 2a, retinal (gene fscn2a). Gene Ontology annotation, biological process: establishment or maintenance of cell polarity; cell migration; actin filament bundle assembly. Gene Ontology annotation, cellular component: actin cytoskeleton; cytoplasm. Gene Ontology annotation, molecular function: actin filament binding; protein-macromolecule adaptor activity. Lineage: Eukaryota; Metazoa; Chordata; Actinopteri; Pleuronectiformes; Pleuronectidae. The record is from RefSeq and is a predicted model, not a curated record. Bases 268 to 1743 code for a protein of 491 amino acids. The transcript is spliced from 5 exons.
GAUUCUAAUCCUAACUCCUUAAGGAACAGGGAGCAAGUGCCCGUGCAAGUCCUCUGGGGAAGGAGAGAAAGUGACGAGGGAAGGAACACUUCACAACUCAUCUAGAGAGAUAAGUGGAGCUUAUUUGCGGCUUGAGCGGCGGAACAAGGGAGAAAUCAAGCAUUUUAUUCUUGCUUUUCUUUCUCAUGACCGCUUUUUCUCAUCACCCUUUCCCUUGUUUGUCCUAAGUCUCUUUGCUCUCGAUCUUGACGUGCGGCCUGUUCAAGCAUGCCCACGAACGGAAUUAACAGGGCCCUGAAGCUGCAGUUUGGCCUCAUUAACUAUGAGAACCGCUACCUGACCGCUGAGGCCUUUGGCUUCAAGGUGAAUGCCUCGGGCACCAGCAUGAAGAAGAAACAGAUCUGGACCUUGGAGCAGGACGAACAAGAUAGCCAAGUGGUGUUCCUCCGCAGCCACCUGGGACGCUACCUGGCCUCUGACAAAGACGGGAAGAUCUUGUGUGGGGCGGAGAAGCCUGACCCCGCCUGCCGUUUCCUUAUCGUGCCCCAGUCUGAUGGCAGAUGGGCAUUGCAAUCUGAGCCUUACCUGCGUUACUUUGGAGGCUCGGCUGAUUACCUGUCCUGCUUUGCCCAAGUCGUUGGAGAACAAGAGCUGUGGGCCGUCCACUUGGCUUUACACCCACAGGCCAGUCUGCUCAGUGUGGCUCGUAAGCGCUAUGCCCAUCUGUCUUCCUCAGAUGGAGAGAUCUCCGUGGACAGCAACAUUCCCUGGGGAGUGGACUCCCUUGUCACCUUGGUUUACCUGGAUGGCAAGUACAGCUUGAAGACCUGUGACAGCCGUUUCCUCAGGAAUGACGGCAAACUGGUGAAGGAGAACAACAAUAAUACCAGCUUCACCCUGGAGCUCAAAUCUGGGAAGUUGGCCUUUAAGGACUGUGAUGGGAAAUAUUUGACCCCUAUGGGCCCGACAGGGACGCUGCGCUCGGGUCGAUGCUCCAAGCCUGGAAAAGAUGAGCUGUUUGAUCUUGAGGAGAGUCAUCCUCAAGUAGUUUUCCAAGCCGCCAAUAAAAGAUUUGUCUCGGUCAAGCAAGGAGUGAGUGUUUCAGCCAAUCAGGAUGUGGAGACAGACAUGGAGACCUUCCAGAUGGAGAUUGAUAAGGAGAGCAAAAAGGCGAUGUUCAGGACCAAUGGUGGAUCCUACUGGACUCUCGUGUCUCACGGAGAGAUCCAGUCCACUGCCAAAGAAGUAGAGGUCAACACAAUGUUUGACAUCGAGUGGCGCGGACAGAGGGUGGCACUCAAAGCAAGAAAUGGAAAGUAUGUGUAUACAAAGAAGAACGGGCAGCUCUCAGCGGUCAGCGAUGCAGUGGGUGACGAUGAAUUGUUCCUGAUGAAACUCAUCAACCGCCCCAUGCUGAUCCUCCACGGAGAGAAUGGCUUUGUGUGUCACCACAAGAGCUCCAACAGUCUGGAUGCCAAUCGAUCCGUCUACGACAUAUUCUCAUUGAUCUUCAACGAUGGGGCCUACAACGUAAAAAGCGUGAGUGGAAAGUUCUGGUACGUCUCUAGCAGUGGACUAGUGUGCUCCGAUGGAGAGAAGCCGGAGGACUUUUUCCUUGAGUUCCUGGAACACGGACGCGUCGCCAUCAAGGGCUCCAAUGGCAGGUACCUUCGUGGAGACCAGGGAGGCACACUUAUGGGUGAUGGUACAUAUGUCGAUGCAUCUUCUCUCUGGGAGUACUGAUCCCUUCAACAAGGGUCCUCAAAGAGGGCUCAAGAUGUGUUUGCAGAACCCGCUUCUAUCAGCUCAUUGAGGCGAACUGACGGGGUACCAUUCUCCUGCCUGUUUUUAUACUAGCUCCCAGGGGCCCGAUCCCAUGCCGGGUUUGUUUUAUUUGUUUUUAUAAUUGGGAAGAAGUGAAUGCUAGAGAGGUAUGUGUGUGUGUUUUUUUUUCUUGUAAAUGUUUAACGGUCAAUGCCAACAUCAAACAACACACACUGUGUGAAAGUGUGUAAUUUCACAAAUAAUAAAAUGUGAAAGUCACUGUCCGAAUGCUUCCAGAUACGUUUUCUUUUUUUUUUAUUUAGUUGCAGUGACAAACACAUAUCAGCCACACUGGUCAGUCAAUAAAGAGAAGUUUAACAGUUAA